Polyodon spathula (Mississippi paddlefish) is the source of this 3590-nucleotide messenger RNA. Its product is annotated as 40S ribosomal protein S5. Gene Ontology annotation, cellular component: ribosome; cytosolic small ribosomal subunit. Gene Ontology annotation, molecular function: structural constituent of ribosome; mRNA binding; rRNA binding. Bases 93 to 707 code for a protein of 204 amino acids. The transcript has 6 exons. NCBI's taxonomy places the organism in Eukaryota, Metazoa, Chordata, Actinopteri, Acipenseriformes, Polyodontidae. Gene Ontology annotation, biological process: ribosomal small subunit assembly; translation. The record is from RefSeq and is a predicted model, not a curated record.
GGAUGUGAGCUCUGCCCCUGCAUAUGAGGCUGUGAAAGCCCGUGCCGGGCCCUCUUUCCUCGCUGAUAUCAGAGACGGACGGCGCUCUCAAGAUGACUGAGUGGGAGAAUGCCCCAGCUGCUGUGGCUGAAUCGCCCGAGAUCAAGCUCUUUGGCAAAUGGAGCACAGAUGAUGUGCAGAUCAAUGACAUCUCCCUUCAGGACUACAUUGCCUGCAAGGAGAAGUAUGCCAAGUACCUCCCUCACAGCGGGGGGCGCUAUGCUGCCAAGCGGUUCCGUAAGGCCCAGUGCCCCAUCGUAGAGAGGCUGACCAACUCCAUGAUGAUGCACGGCCGCAACAACGGCAAGAAACUGCUGACCUGCCGCAUUGUGAAGCACGCCUUCGAGAUCAUCCACUUGCUCACCGGAGAGAACCCCCUGCAGGUUCUGGUGAACGCCAUCAUUAACAGCGGACCCCGUGAGGACUCGACCCGUAUUGGACGGGCCGGAACUGUGAGGAGACAGGCUGUGGAUGUGUCCCCCCUGCGUAGAGUCAACCAGGCUAUCUGGCUGCUGUGCACUGGUGCCAGAGAAGCUGCAUUCAGAAACAUCAAGACCAUUGCAGAGUGUCUGGCUGAUGAGCUGAUCAAUGCUGCUAAGGGUUCAUCCAACUCCUAUGCCAUCAAGAAGAAGGAUGAGCUGGAACGUGUGGCCAAGUCCAACCGUUAAAGCAGCUCUGUGUGUUCGCCUGCUGUGGGUGUACGAAGUUGUACAAUAAAAACAGAAAAAAAAAAACAUGCCACGAAACACCCGUUCGUCUGUUCUGUUUAUUAACACUUACAAACUUCCAACUAGCAUUUCUCUUGGGUAAGGCAGUCAAGAUUAGUGCGAAUCGGGUUCUGUGAAACCAAGUGAUUCGUGGGUGUGUGUGCCUGUAUUUAAUUACAUUUUGAAAACAAUAGCCUGUGCUUUGUGUCACUUCACGUUGUUCCAUAUCUGGAGAACCGCUUCUCCAUUUGUCAUAAAACCAGGUAUUAACAUUAUUUAGCAUAAUGUUAUUCAGAAUCUGAUUCUUGGGAUAUUUGGGGUGGUGUCUCUGUAUGUUUUAUGGACAUUUUGUGCAUAGAUCUGCUGGCCCGCUUAUCCAUUUGUCAUGACUUAGUAUUAAUAUUUAGCACAAGUUUGCAGUAUCAGAUUCAGAUGUAGUUGUUGGCUCAUCUGCAUGUCAAUUUUUUUCUUUGCAUGUCAAAUUAGGAUUAAAUAUGACAUCACUGGAUCUUAAUUAUUUACAUGUGGUUUAACUUUCUGAUCAAACUGAUUGCUCUGACUUCUGGAGAUGUGUAUUACUGACCCUUGUUACACAUCACAUCCUGUAGGUGGUGACAAAUAGCACUAUUCCAGAUGGGCACUUAAAUAACAUCCAUUGAGGAAUCUCUUUUAAUGAGGGUCAUAGAGAGGAUAAGGUUAUUUCGAAGGCCACUGUGAAACUUUAUUUGCUAUAACAUGACUUGGGUUUUUUAAAUUAAAUCCCUAAAGGUUGCAGGUUCGAUUGCACGAUAGCUAUAUAAGUGAGAGGUGACGCUCAAAAAUGAACAAUUACCUUUAGGAGUUUCACCUUUUAAUGGAACUAGUACAGGGACUAGUUUCAGAAAUAAACUUUUCUAUUGGCACUUAAUGCCCAAUGUUCAGACAACAUGGUGCAAAUAGUCGCUGUGACUGUGCCAUUGGUCUCUGGAUUUGUGUGUCAGUGUAGUUAAUUGAGUUUGUCUGCUUUUGUGAGCAUGCCUCAUUUUUCUCUGUGUGUGAGUAUAGCUGAUUUUUUUUUUUCUUCUGCGUGUGUAUAUCUGACAUGAGUCUCUGAAUUUGUGUGUGUGUCUGCAUGGCUCUGAAUUUUUCUAUUGUGUCAAUCUGAAUUGUUCUGUGUGUAUUUCUCAGAGUUUCAGGCCUGGCGUUCUGAAAUGUUUCUUGUUUGUGUGAGAUUCUGUUUGCGUGCGUCAUUCAGGGAAUUAAGCCGGAUGGUCCCGGUUGGUUGUAAACAAUGAUGUCACAUUUCUGACAACUCCCACCUCUGUUACGUGCUUGCUGGAGUAAAAAUUAUCCUGCCCUGACAUGUCAACAAGGUGUUUCUGUAGUGUUGGCGCCGCAUUCCCCCAAGCCUUUAACGUUUCCUUAAGAUAAAACACGUAGCAUUGUUGGACAAGGUGUUAUUUACAAAGCCAGCCACAAUUAACUAAUACAUACAGUUGAGGGCGUUUUUAUGUUGGAUGCAGGUAUGUAAAACACAUUUACCUAAAAACAAAAUGUAAAUUGACCUGGGGGUAAUGCAUUCUUUGUAUAUGAAUAACGCCUUUGGUGACGGCAUUAUAAUACUUAAUAGAAAUAAGUCAUUUGCAUGGCUCCAAAUUUGUAUUAUUUUGAAGAGUCGUUUCUUUGCAGUAUAAACAUGAUCAGUUGUGUUGGAGUGACGCUCGUGCUAACAGUCUUAAACGGUACAAUGCCUCAAGGGAAACAAAUUAUUGACCAAGCCCAUGUAAAACAUGCUUUCCAAACUUCAGGUGCUUUUCCAAACAGAUUCUGUAAUAUAUGUGGGGUAUUGGAUUUCUAUUAGAAAAGAUUAGAAGUUUGUAGACUUCAUCAAAAUGUGACGGUAGUGAAUUUGAGUCUUCAGACAGCAGUGGUUCAAGCAGUAGUUAGCUAGACCCAGCUCAACUAGGUCUAGUUAUCGAUUUUGCAAAACUUAAGAGUUUUUAUACUCAAAUUUCGAUUUCUUUUUUCUCGCAUUGCCCUAGGGCUCUUCUGUAAUUGUUACACCAUGAUGUGUGGUAAGAAAAAAAAUACAGCCCAAACAAUUAUCAAAACCUGUCACGACAAAUCUGAUUUUAAAACACUAGCUGGUGUCUGCAAUGUGAUCACACGCGCUGUGGAACAGUGGGCUAGCAGCACGCCUUAAGUUUUUGUUAGUUCAUUUGUUCUACAUUGUUCACACACACACCAAAAUAACCCCAGAGCCUAAAUAAAGGGCCUUUUGUUUGCGAUACCACCUGACCUUUCUGUAGUGUACGACCAAGCACAUUAUUAGAUUAGACUCGUGCUGCUCCUACGCAGCGGUCGUAGCAUCAGUUUCUCAGCAAUUGGAUUGGACUGCUUCGCUUUUGCAAGAAUAUUUUGGGUUUUUUGGGGGGUUUUUUAAUCUGGAAAUUGAGCAAAAAAUGUCUUAUUUUCUCUACCCCCUCAAUGAAUGCUAACCAAGUGGCGCACAGUCAAAGUAGCAAGAGUUAAGUAAAAAGAAACAUAGUUUGAGAAGCAAUUUUUCUUCCUGGGCACGCCCUUGUGAACAGUACUUAUUUUCAAAUUAAUUUCAGUCAGCAUGAGAAAUAGUAUAGCAACUCUCACCAGUCAAUUAUCUGUAAUAAUAAUAAUAAUACCCAUUCCCUCUCAAUGGGUAAAGUCUAGACCCGAACCUCCGAGACAAUCAUUUCAUUUUAGUGUAAAUAAAUAAUUAGAUAAAUAUAAUUAUCAUUUGUGUACGAUGUAAUCUGUGUUCUUGAUUUUUGUAAUUGUAUUUCAUGUCGUUUAUCCCUAAGGUGAUUGGGUACUGUAAUUAGGCUGCAU